UUAGACAGUAUGAAGUGUAUUCUGAACCUCGUCAGCUCCCAUACUUCCAAAGGCUACAGCCGGAUAAUCGCCCCCUCCCACUUUGGCCUGCGGCGGUGGCGGCGUUGGCAUCUCCGCCCGAGGCCUCGAGACUUUUCUCUGGCCCGGCCGGCCGGGGCAGCCCUGCUCUCUUCCUUGGACUUUUGGGACUUUUAACCUCUCCAGACCGGCUGCAGUCAUCAUCUUUCAAGAUGUCUGAUAACGGGGGCUGCACAGAUGGCCUGCAAGACUCUGAGAGAGGCCUGCUCAGUAGCCCUGAGGAGCGGUCUCAGGUAGACGCCAGCGGGGAGACAUCUUCUGACCCUGCGCUGAGCUUGAAUGUGACCGGAGAUGGUGGCGUCCCCAGCCCAGAAAGUCAAGGCACUGGUGCAGAAAGUUCAAGUGAAGACAUCAACUUGGAAAGCACGGUAGAUUCCGACCGAUUCUUCAUCUGUGAGGAAAACCUACUCCAGUCGGACCCAGAAGAGGGUUCGCUAGGAGAGGACGAACACGAGGACCAGGGAGAGGAAGAAGCGGCGGGAGAACGGCCCCAGGUACUGUGCCCCGAAGCUCACCCUGAUCGGUGUUUAUCCGCUGAGGAUCGGGCCCUGGAGGACUGGGUGUCCUCCGAAACCUCUGCCUUGCCCCGCCCUCGCUGGCAAGUCCUUUCUGCUCUCCGCCAGCGGCAGCUGGGUUCCAGUGCCCGCUUUGUAUAUGAGGCCUGUGGGGCAAGGGCCUUUGUGCAGCGUUUCCACCUGCUCUCUCAGCUUCAAGGCCAUAAUGGUUGUGUCAAUACGGUGCACUUUAACCAGCGUGGCACCUGGCUGGCCAGUAGCAGCGAUGAUCGGAGAGUGAUAGUGUGGGAUUGGGUGCGUGAGCAGCCAGUUCUCGAGUUUGCGAGUGGCCACAAAAAUAAUGUCUUUCAAGCCAAGUUCCUACCCAAUUGUGGUGAUUCCACCCUGGCCACGUGUGGCCGUGAUGGGCAGAUACGCAUAGCGGAGCUAUCUGCCAUACCACACUGCAAGAAUACUAAGCGUGUGGCCCAGCACAGGGGAGCCUCCCACAAGUUGGCCCUGGUGCCAGACUCCCCUUUUGAGUUCCUCAGUUCAGGAGAAGACGCAGUUGUUUUUGCCAUUGACCUCAGACAAGACCGCCCGGCUUCCAGAGUGGUGGUAACCAAGGAGAGGGAGAAGAGAGUGGGGCUGUAUACAAUAUACGUGAAUCCUGCCAAUACUUACCAGUUUGCAGUGGGUGGAAGAGAUCAGUUUGUAAGAAUUUAUGACCAGAGGAAAAUUGACAACAACGAGAACAAUGGAGUACUCAAGAAAUUCUGUCCUCAUCACCUAGUCAGCUGUGAUUGCAAAGUAAGCAUCACCUGCCUGGUGUACAGCCACGAUGGCACAGAGCUCCUGGCCAGUUAUAAUGAUGAAGAUAUUUAUCUCUUCAACUCCUCGGAAGGAGACGGAGCCCAGUACGUUAAGAGAUACAAGGGGCACAGAAAUAAUACCACAAUCAAAGGUGUCAAUUUCUAUGGCCCCAGAAGUGAGUUUGUGGUGAGCGGCAGUGAUUGCGGCCACAUCUUCCUCUGGGAGAAAUCAUCCUGCCAGAUUGUUCAGUUCAUGGAAGGGGACAGGGGAGGCACCAUAAACUGUCUUCAGCCCCAUCCUUACCUACCUGUGAUGGCGACCAGUGGCCUAGAUCAUGAUGCCAAGAUCUGGGCACCCACAGCUAAAGCUACCAAUGACCUGGCCGGCUUAAAGUAUACGAUGAAGAGGAACAAGCAAGAACGAGAUGAAGAUCGCCUGCACCACACUGACCUGUUUGAUAACCACGUGCUUUGGUUCCUGAUGCGUCACCUGACACAGAGAGGUCUUCACCAGUACUGGGGAGCUCCUGGAGCUGAAGUCUUGGAUGCAGAGUCGGAUACGUCUUCCAGUAGCUCCAAUUCAUCUGAGGAGGAAGAGAACCAAGACCAUGUGCAGUGCCUGCCGUCCUGAAGGCCUCAUGCCUGCUCCAGCUAGAUAGUGUCUCCGUAGGCUAGACUUUAAGUUUAAAAUUGAGUUCAACUAAUAAAUUUUCCUUGUCUUCUAUUUUCCAUAAUAAAAACUUUCUCUUCUAUCUCUUUACAUUCUUCCUCCUCCACUCCUUUCCUCUCACUUGGUUUCUUUACUCCUCCCUCUUUACCCAUUAUAUCUCUGCAUAAGAAAAUAUGUAAGUUUUUUUUUUUUUUGCCUCUUUUCCUAUGUUUUCUUAUGGCUGAUCUCUUAUAACUGACUUCUAAAGGUUCCUAAUAAUGGUUAAAAAUAAUUAAUAGCUUUAUUGAAUCUUUCUUCUUAUUUCUAGUUAAAAAUAAUUAAUAGCUUUAUUGAAUCUAUCCUCUUAUUUCUGACACUCUGAAAACUAUCACCUUUUUUUUCAUAUUUAGCAGUUUAAGGUUAAUUUCUUCAGUUGAAUUGAAAAUUUCAGAAAUGUGUUUAUUCUUUAGAAGUAAAGUAAAAUAAAGCAAACCAUGGUCCUGUUCCUUGAAUGCAGACACUUGGCUAUACACAAACACCCAUGCACACACACACACAGACUCUGUCACAGAAAAGGACAAGGGGAGAAAAGGUGCACAGGUAAAUUCCUAACAAGAUAAUUCAUGCUUCUGGAAUAAACAUUUGGGGUUAUUAACAUU
Molecule: messenger RNA, 2692 nt
Organism: Leopardus geoffroyi (Geoffroy's cat)
Lineage: Eukaryota; Metazoa; Chordata; Mammalia; Carnivora; Felidae
Product: DDB1- and CUL4-associated factor 8-like
Exons: 1
Coding region: 231-2015 (594 amino acids)
Cellular component (GO): Cul4-RING E3 ubiquitin ligase complex; cytoplasm
Molecular function (GO): protein binding
Source: RefSeq, a predicted model, not a curated record